AAAGUCGUCCUUCUUCUCUGUUUCACUUCUCCACCGCUCGCUCGAAAUCUAUAGGGGUUUCGCGAACCUUCCUUUCGCUGCUACAUAUACAACUUUACAAUCUCAUUGCAAAAGCCUUGAAAGCCUUUUCCUUUGUAUCUUAGAGAAGAAGAAGAAGAAGAAGAAGAAGAAGAUUGUCUUUGUUUGUAGCGUUAUUGUUAAUCGUAUCAAUGGCUAAAGAAGGACCCAACUGGGAUGGAUUGCUCAAGUGGAGCCUCGCACACUCCGAUGGCACUAACCCCAGUCGCAAUUUAAGCGAGGAGGAUCGAAAAUGGUUCAUGGAAGCCGUGCAAGCACAGACUGUUGAUGUUGUUAAGCGCAUGAAAGAGAUAACUCUUGUUAUGCAAACUCCUGAGCAAGUCUUGGAGGCCCAAGGAGUUACUUCUGCUGAUAUAGAAGAUAUGUUGGACGAGUUACAAGAGCACGUGGAGUCUAUUGACAUGGCCAAUGAUCUUCACUCAAUUGGUGGUUUGGUUCCUCUCCUUGGUUACCUGAAAAACUCCCACUCAAAUAUUCGUGCAAAGGCUGCAGAAGUUGUAACAACUAUUGUCCAGAACAAUCCCCGUAGUCAACAACUAGUCAUGGAAGCAAAUGGUUUAGAACCUCUCCUUUCUAAUUUUACUUCAGACCCUGACGUGACUGUUCGAACCAAAGCACUUGGGGCAAUCUCUUCUUUAAUCCGGCAUAACAAACCAGGUGUUACAGCAUUCCGUCUAGCAAAUGGUUAUGCAGCCUUGAGAGAUGCUUUAGGUUCUGAAAAUGUGAGAUUUCAAAGGAAAGCCCUCAACUUGAUCCAUUACCUACUACAUGAGAAUGCUUCAGAUUGCAAUGUGGUAAGUGAGCUAGGAUUUCCUCGCAUGAUGAUGCACCUUGCCUCCAGUGAAGAUGCAGAGGUACGAGAAGCUGCCCUUAAGGGCCUUCUUGAGCUUGCUCGAGAAGAGACAAAAGGGGCUGAUGGCAGCCUAGGUGAAGAUGAGAAAUUGAAACAACUUCUCCAAGAACGGAUCAACGGUAUCAGCUUGAUGUCACCUGACGAUCUUGGGGCUGCAAGGGAGGAGAGGCAGCUUGUUGACUCCCUGUGGAAUACUUGUUACAAUGAGCCAUCCUUGUUGAAAGAGAAGGGGCUUCUUGUUCUUCCUGGGGAAGAUGCACCACCACCUGAUGUUGCCAGCAAGCAUUUUGAACCUCCUCUCAGAGCUUGGGCUGCUAACCCUUCCACUGAUAAGAGCCCCAGUUCUGAAAAGAAAGAGGCUCCUUUGCUUUUAGGAGGUCCUCCACCUGAGGCUGCAGAUAGUCAAAAUAAUUCAGGUGCAGGAGAGGAUGCCAAUGGACAGCCGAAUAGGUAAAACUAGAGAGAGAAUGCCAAUGGAUCUUGAAUAGACAGAACUGGGAUUUUUUUGUCCAUACGUUUUGUUGUGUACUUUUUGGAACAUCUUUCCCAUGGCUUGUCCUCACUGUUGGACUUGGGGAAAGCUGCCCAGAAUUCUUGUUUGUUUUUGCUUUAAUCUGAUGUUAAUAUUAUGGUAGUAACAGUUGAUAACCUGAAAUUUUGUGAUAUGUAUGGUUUUAGUUGUUGCUAACAGUGUGAAGCAAACAAUGUUGGUAAUAUACGACAUCUUGGUGCGCUUUGACGUACAAUAUUUUUCCA
Molecule: messenger RNA, 1687 nt
Organism: Quercus robur (English oak)
Lineage: Eukaryota; Viridiplantae; Streptophyta; Magnoliopsida; Fagales; Fagaceae
Product: hsp70 nucleotide exchange factor fes1
Exons: 6
Coding region: 210-1385 (391 amino acids)
Molecular function (GO): protein binding
Source: RefSeq, a predicted model, not a curated record